This is a messenger RNA of Trichomycterus rosablanca, 7008 nucleotides long. RefSeq names its product phosphatase and tensin homolog B (gene ptenb). The record is from RefSeq and is a predicted model, not a curated record. Gene Ontology annotation, cellular component: cytosol; cell projection; nucleus. Gene Ontology annotation, molecular function: protein tyrosine phosphatase activity; phosphatidylinositol-3,4,5-trisphosphate 3-phosphatase activity; inositol-1,3,4,5-tetrakisphosphate 3-phosphatase activity. The transcript has 9 exons. Bases 659 to 1867 code for a protein of 402 amino acids. Gene Ontology annotation, biological process: regulation of phosphatidylinositol 3-kinase/protein kinase B signal transduction; phosphatidylinositol 3-kinase/protein kinase B signal transduction; cell motility. NCBI's taxonomy places the organism in Eukaryota, Metazoa, Chordata, Actinopteri, Siluriformes, Trichomycteridae.
GUUGAGCAGCGCAGCAGCCAGUUGAAGGGAAGCGGGGAGCGGACUGGAAUCCUUCGCGUACAUCGAUAAAUUAGUCAAAUUCAUUUAAAAGGCUUUUAAUACUAUGGUGGAGGCUGUCAAAUCUCUCUUUAUGCAUUGGAAUAUCGACGACGGCGUGGAUGGUUGAAUUUCGGUGUAGCAUUUUAUAUUUUCAAGAUGUACGUACCUGCUAGUCCGCUAGCUUUCCGGCUAGCCGGUCGUUAGAGUCACGCAGAGCCGACUGUGCCUGCGUCUGCCGCGGAUACUCUGGGUUAGAAAAGCCGGGGAGAAUUUUCUCCCCCCCUUUCGGACACAAACACGGCUACUGCGGCGGAAUCAGAGACUUCAGAAACGAGACGCCGGACCUGGAGGAGACCCGUGUUCAUUUCUAGUUGGAGGAUUUCUAACCAUUUUGGUGUGGAUUUUCUUCUGGGCGGCCGGGCCUGCUACAGGCCCUUCUUGUGUGUGAGCGAGCAGCAGGCAGCUCACCGCUAGCUGUAGCAGGGAAGCUAAAGCUAGCGCGUCUGAAAAUUAGCGAGCAGAGCUGCGUUACCGACCGAGUUUAUCAGCUACGGAUUUUCACCAGGAGGCCACGAUACUUUCUCUUACCUUUAACACCUUAAAGACUCCUUUCACAGCUAUGGCUACGAUCAUACAGAAGAUGGUCAGCCGAAACAAAAGGAGAUACCAGGAGGAUGGCUUCGAUCUGGACUUGACCUAUAUUUAUCCCAACAUAAUUGCUAUGGGCUUUCCUGCUGAGAGACUCGAGGGGGUGUACAGAAACAACAUCGAUGAAGUUGUACGGUUUCUGGACUCAAAGCAUAAAAAUCAUUACAAGAUAUAUAAUCUAUGUGCAGAGAGACACUAUGAUGCUGCCAAAUUUAAUUGCAGAGUUGCACAAUACCCGUUUGAAGAUCAUAAUCCUCCCCAGUUGGAGCUUAUCAAACCGUUCUGUGAAGACUUGGAUAAAUGGCUCAGUGAAAACGACAAUCAUGUGGCAGCCAUUCAUUGUAAAGCCGGAAAGGGCCGGACGGGCGUUAUGAUCUGCGCGUACUUGUUACAUCGGGGCAAGUUUGGAAAAGCGAAAGAAGCUCUGGAUUUCUAUGGGGAGGUCAGAACCAGAGACAAGAAGGGAGUGACGAUUCCCAGUCAGAGGCGAUACGUCUAUUACUACAGCUACCUUCUACAGAACCGGCUCGAUUACAAACCAGUGGCGCUGCUCUUUCACAAGAUGAUGUUCGAGACUGUGCCCAUGUUCAGCGGCGGAAACUGUAAUCCUCAGUUUGUGGUGUACCAGCUUAAGGUGAAGAUCCACACAUCAAACCCAGCACACACGCGGCGGGAGGACAAGUACCUGUUUUUUGAGUUUCCCCAGCCGCUGCCAGUCUGUGGAGACAUCAAAGUGGAGUUCUUCCACAAACAAAACAAGAUGAUGAAAAAGGACAAGAUGUUUCACUUCUGGAUAAACACUUUCUUCAUCCCCGGACCAGAGGAGAACUCGGAGAAGGUAGAAAAUGGACGUUUGUUCAAUGACCUGGAUGGCAUUCAGAGCACAGAGAGGGGGGAGAACGACAAGGAUUACCUUAUCCUGGUUUUAACCAAGAAUGAUCUCGACAAGGCCAACAAAGACAAAGCCAACAGGUUAUUUUCCCCAAACUUCAAGGUGAAGCUGUACUUUACAAAAACAGUGGAGGAACCAUCCAACUCAGAUGCCAGCAGUUCAGCGUGUGUAACCCCGGACGUUAGUGACAAUGAACCGGACCAUUAUCGAUACUCUGACACAACGGACUCAGACCCAGAAAAUGAACAGCCUGACGAUGAUCAACACAAUCAGAUAACAAAAGUCUGAACUUUUUUAGGGGGGAAGAAGAAAAAAAGUUGUACAAAGGAGAAAACUUGAAUAUGAACUGAAAGCAAGUCAUUUGUUUUUUUUUUUUUCUUUUUGCCUCCGAAACAGAAGUACACAAGCAGGACAUUUGUCAUGUACAAUGCCCCCAUUUUAAGGACACUAUUUCUGACCAAUCCUAUCACUAUUUCUGUCACCCACCUCCCCAUCACCUUUUGUAAUCAACAAAGUGUUCACACCUCCAUAGCUGGGAGCAGGGGAAGACUAGAUCAUGGGGUGGAGAAGCGUGGUGAGAACGUGCUGCUGCUUCUCCUGUUCAUACCAAGGCCAGUGCUAACAUCAGUAUCCUUCCCCCAUGUUUGCCCUGAUCCCAUUACACCAAUUGUUCAUCACACCCCUUUUUAAGUACUGUGAAAGCUUCUACUUCUGUCCAUGGACUCCCCCGAAACACCAAUCCACCCCCCACCUUUGCUUCUCCACAUAAGGAAAAUACAAAUACAGCGCAGUACAAACGUUCAGUUAGUCCGCUAGCUAACAUUGUUGCUACUAACAUCAUAAUAUUGAUUCCUCACCGUAUUAGGCUGUACAAGAUUUUAUCUGUCCGAGCCCUUCUACUUUGUCUGAAAAACACAGUACCCCCCCUCAUGUGUUGUCAGUGAUGUGUUGUUUUUAUGUUCAAGUAAUGAAACUUUAUACCACAGCAGGGAAGCCAGUGUUGCAAUAAUGUUAACAUACGAGUUGACCAGAGGUUUGCAUGCUAAUUAAACUAGUAUCCAUGUUUAAUAAAUGUACAACAAUUUUCAUUUCUCUUCCUCUGAGAGGUUUGAUGUCAUUUAGGAUUUGGUUGUAGCGAGGAGGUGGUAUAGCACAUCGUUUCACCAGGUGUAUGGUAUUAACUGUUAGGCCGUCUGCUGCGUUAUGUUUUACGUCUCAUCGGUUUCCCCUUAGGAAAACCGGUAAUGUAUUAUUUAGCUAUCACUAGCUAUCACCAAGCACGUUCUUUUCUGGGGUUCAUGUUUUAAGCUCUUGAUGUCAGUCAGUCAUGUGCACACAGGAGAAGGUUCUUCAGAAUGUCUGCUUUGCUGCGGUAAACAAUAUGGGUCAGAACUUGCUUUGAUUUCUGCAUAGCUGCAGCACAAGGCGAUCACGUCUCGGUCAACAUGCCAACCCUGCACCUGCUUGAGUGAGCAGUGCGUUGGGUGGUAAAGGGGUUUCUGUGCUUUUUAUAGGGGUUUAAUGAUACACAUAACAAAUAUUUAUUGCUCUUCAAAUGCCACAAUACAAAUACAUAAAAGGAUGAGUGACAGAUUAAAGGAAAACAUUUUUACUGUACUUUGGGCAUGGAUCUCUAACUUUGUUGUGAUGUUAGACUACAGUGUUGGUCUGAAAUCUUCCAUACAUGUGUAGUCUGAUGUUGGCACAGGCUGCAGCAAAUUAUAUCCGUUCAUUUUAAUACACACAACUUUUUAGCUGCCCCCAAAUUAACCAGUGGAUUGUGAAAUUUGAAGUGAAACCAUUCCACCAUAAUAGAUGUGUUUCAUCAUGUUAAUCAGAUGAUCAGUCAAAAGCUUUUUAUUGAUCAUCUGCAUUUAAAUGACAAUGUGACCAAAGCUAUGCCUCCUCUCUGUAGGGGAGUGUAGAGACAGAAGGGUCAAGUGUUUCAGGUCUGUUCUGUUCUCUUGGUGUAUUGUACACCAGCCACUCAAAGAAUCAAGAAAUCUUUUUGCCAUAUUAAACCAAUAUCAAGGUUAACUGGGCAUGCUCAUUUAUUACAUGCCACACAGUGCACUAGUCUGAAAGCAUCUGCACUUGUUUAUUCAGGUUAUUAUUUUUUUUUUUUUAUCUAUCCGGUGGGAAAUAAAACUACACGUUUGGAUGACGCACUUAGAAAAGUGCUGUGCUAAGAUAUUAACACUUUAAGGCAAAACAGGCUGUAAUGUAAGUUUGUAUCAGCCAAACGCUGGUACGUUGUCACUUGGCCACAAAUGACCUUACAGCCCUUACUCAAAUCUGCUCAGUCCAGCACUCAUCCAUGGUCCCUGAACACAGCCUCACUGUACUCUUUAUAGAACUGGUGUGUUUUUAUUUAAAGGCAUAUUUAUGCAUCUUUUAUUAGCUUUUAGUUUCAUAUUCCGUUCACAGAAAAGCUGGACGUUCACAGCCAUCUGAGUUCCAGUCUGCAUAAUCUUGUACUAAAUACACAAGUAACUAAGACAGUAAACCACCACUUGUGCCAUCACUGUUAAUGGUUUUCAGUACACCGCUCAGGUGGCGCAGCUGGAACCAGAGCUGGGAUCUUGAAUACAUCGUAUCAAAUCUAACCUCUGCCUGCCGGCUGGGCUGAGCAAUUACAUGUACAUUGAUUGGCCUGUUGUUCAGAUGGGGGUGGGAUUAAGCCAGAUAGGGUCUCUCUCAUAACUAAUGCAACUACGACCUCUGCUGGCUGAUUGAUGCCGCCUGCACAGAGAUGAGAAAAGAGUGUCAGGGUGUGUCUCUCCGUACACAGUGCUGAGCUGCACUGCACUCGUCAAAGUGUAGGUGAUAAGAUGCAUACGGCAUGCUGCCCACGUGUCAGAGGGGGCGUGGGUUAGCUUCGUUCUCCUCAAUCAGAGCGGGCAUCGGCAUUGGUGGAGAGGAAGCAUGACUAAAUCGGGCAAUUGGAUGCGCUAAAAGGGAGAAAAAGUGGAGAAAAUGCAUAAAAACAAUAUAUAUAUAUAGUAUGGUUUUCAGUAUGUGGUUUAAGACAUGAGCUUUCCAGAAAUCCACCCACGAACACACUAACAACGCAGGAUGCGUUUUCUGACUAAUGCCUGAGAUCUAUUUUUAUUGGUUAACUCUAUGAUGGUGUCAGUGCUUUUUACAAUAUGUGUCAUAUUCUAAUUUCUAUGUAGAAAAAAGCAAUAUUAUGUGUAUCGUUACAUCCCUAUCUGACCUGGUAGAGAACCCUGUGCUGAGAGCUCUGCAUGAGAGACCCGAGUAUGAAAUGAAAUUGUGUUAUAAGCUCUGUCAAAAAUCGUAGAUUGAAGGUUUGAUGCCGUAUUGUGCAGUUAAUCAUUUGAGUUGUUCUGAUUUUAUUUACAGUUUUUUUAAUCCCUCAGAUCCUUGGCUUCUAAAUCUGUUUGUAGCCUUAUUGUGUGGUCUAAUGAAAGCUGGAUCAUCUGUUUAUUCAAUCAGUGGUGCUUACAAACUGCCAAACUUGCAAUGAACUAUAAUUUUGAAGCCAAGUAUCUGCGUUCGGCUGCUGUUGGAAAAUGCUUUCUCUUUUUGUGAUCUGACUGUUAGGCUGCAUGUUCUCGUGCAGACUCGAGACUCCGUCUCCUGUAUUUUGUGUCUGGCUGGCUGGGUUCUCGACGUUUUUUAAAUUUUAACCCACCGUUCUUGAACAGAUUUCAUUCCUUUUGGAAUGUGAACAGUGCAGCUACAGAUUUUACACGUCUUGUACUUGCCUCAGACAUAUUAAAGCCCUGUAUCUAAGUAUUUAAAUAGAGUAUGUAUCUUUUUUUUUUUUUCUUUUUUUUUUUUUUAAGCAUGCCAAAUUUAACACCUCGAACAGUGAGUGAUGAGCCUAAAAAUGUUCUGUUCUCAGUUUCUUGGGCAGGAAUUAUCACUCAUGGUAGCAUGUGUCUUUUUUUUUCUUUCUUGACGGGCCCAGUACAUGCGCUGCACACCUUGCCUUCCUAGGGUGGAAAAUAAAAUGUUCCUGAGGUCAGAAACCAGGCUCAGCUUCUGUAGCCAAUCCAGAAAUAAAAGACAACCUAGAAAAUAAAGGAUUUUGUUAUUUGUUUACAUUUAAUUCAUGUCACUGAAAACCUGCCAAAAUUAAGCUUGAUUUUUAUUUCUCUCCUUGAUUUUGUCCGAGACGACGUGGCAUACGGGAGGUUUUCUUUGCCUUACUUGAAGUUAACUAUGCUUAUACUCUGCUUUUGCUUUCAACUCUACCAUUCUGCCCAAGCACUGACUUCAUAGUACUUAUCGAAAGCUACUAUAAUAGAGCAACAUAUUGUGCUAGACUUUUGCACUGUUACAGGUUUUUGCAGGGUUUCAGUCAGCAGUCCUCAGUAUCCCCCCUUCCCCACCUCUCCUUCCCUUUCCUCCUGGAGUAGUUUUUUCUCAGUAAAAGCCAUGAAAGCAGUGUAACAUGUGGGAGGAAAGAAGUGGAAUGAAGGGACUUGAGAGAAUUUGUUCCUCUCCUAUAAAAUCACGUAGUACUUAUGACUGAACGUUGGAGAAUGAUUCUUUUUGACAGUAUUCAUUAGACCCUCUGCAGGUAUUCUCGUCUUUUCGUUCUAUAUGCUGUUUAAUGGAUGAUUCUGUUGAGGGCCUCAGGUCUCCGGACAUCUGUAGGACAUCUUUAGCCCCCUCUGCUCAUUUAGACAAUUUAGCUACCGUACGUUGAAUAGAAACCUGGAGGAAAGAAACCUCCUGUAAUCACAGGUGUCCUUAAUGUGGCACGGGUUUAAAACAAAAAAAACAACAACAAAAAAACAACAAAACUUGUGUGGAUCUCACAGGCAACAUUUAAAAUGAUUUUGAGUUUCAGCUUUAAUUAUUAAAUAAAUAAAUUAAAUAAAGAAAUAAAUAAAUAAAGGUGCCAGUGUGUAAGUUUCAUGUCACUAGUUUUAGCUGAUUUGUGCAAUAUGCUAUGAUGCCUGUGGUUGCCACAAAGUGCCUCUUGUUUACUUAAAAAUAAGAAAAAUGUGCUUGUUUUAAGUGAAUCAGAUUUAGAACAUGUUGUCAUGCAUGUAAAUGGAACAGGAUGGUACUGUGCACUAACUCAUCUGCAGAGGGCCCGCGGGGCCUCGGCCCCCUCCGCAUCUCUAUUCUUCCCCCCUCCACUUUUCCUCUGGGUUCAGUUCCAUUUAGGCAUAAUGUAAACUGGGUAUAUUUUUAGUCAUUUGAAGAAAAAAAAAUAAGAGCCUUAUUCCAUUUCAGCCUGUUCAGAUAAUUGUGAUGUGCAACAGUUGCUCUGUGUGUAAUGCUAUGCACUGAGAAUACACAACCAACAAUGUAUGAAAUAUUGUAUAGGUUAUGUACAGGUUAUGAUGCUCAUACAAAUCAUGUUUGUUUGUAAUUGUAUGUGUAAACUGCCCUUUAUCUUAGUGUUAUAAACUCCACAUAAAUCCAAUAAAGUCUCAUUCUUGUCA